UCGUGGCCUUUUCAUAAUUGUUGCGCGUGUCUUUUGCCGCGAGCGCCAUAUCUGUGCGCACACGCACCAGGCUCUUCACUUCUGUUGUACAGGUACGUCUUGAUUCCGCGAGUACGUCCAUUCGCGUCGAGUCGCGGAAAGGGGACCCUCCUUCCUGCUCCUUUCUGGGCCGCGCCUGCCCUCCUGUCAACCAACUCCAGGCACGGGUAGCUGCCUCAGCCGUGCAACCAACGCCGCUGCUAGUCGCCUCGGAAACAUAGAUAUUACCUGUCGCGACGAUUAGAUACCCUCUGUCAAUGCUCGCGCCACCCCGACCGUCCGUGCCGCGUUGGGUCUCUUCUGGCGCUGAUUUACCGGCAUAGUAUUUGCAUAUACCCCUUUUACAUACCGACAUAGACGCGCAUAAUGGACGACGACGCGCCAAACUUCUCCUACGCCUACGCCGGCUCCUCAACGCCUGCCACCCAGUCGUGGAAUCCCGCAUUGCGCCCCGAAAACGAAUCCGCCCAAGAACAGUCGGCCAAGCUGCAGCCUUCUCCGCAGAUCAUACCUCAGUCGAAACCGUCGCUGGAAGAUGGCCAGGAGGACAGUGAGGAUGACGUGCCUUCCAUACCCGAAGUGGAGACGACACCUGCGCCUCUGAGCAAUGGUGUCCCUGGCCAUGAGAGACCGUCGGGAGAGGACUUCUUCAGUCGCCAGCAGCAGGCCGAGGAUCCCGAGAGCGAGGAUCCCUCGUCGAGCGAGGAGGGAGAGGAGGAGGAAGAAGGCGAGGAUGAGGAUGAGAGCGAGGAGGAUGAGGAGGCUGAUGAAGCUCAUGUUCAAGGGAGCGCCCUCGCAGCUGCGACAGAGUCUCUCAGUCUGGAGGAUGCGACAGCAAAAGAACCGGUUGGAGCUACCCAGGGCGCACCAGCUCCUCCCUCCGACAAUUCGGAAGAGGAAUCCGAGGAGGAGUCGGAAGCGGAAUCCUCGGAAGAAGAAGUAGAGCACCCCGAAGCCCAAUACGAGCAUCAAGGCGAAACUACGCUACUGGAAGAAGCGGUGGCUGAAAGCGAGAAGGCGCCGCUGGUUGCAGACGCGGAGCCCGCAAGCGAUGACUGGGGAGCUUCUGGCGAGGAUUUCGAUCUGGGAGGGGCGUCGCAGGACGCACUCGAGACCCCCCUACAAGCACUCCUCCACACUCCGCGACCCGAAGCGGGCGGCACAACUGUCGGGGACGAUUUCAUUGGAAAUACGAGUGUCGGCGGAAACACAGGCGAGGUCACUGACGACUGGGGCAACGGCGAUGGUGAUGACUUUUUCGCUGGGGCCGCCGCUCCCCAGGUUGCAGGACCGACGCAAUCUGGCGCUGAGGAGAGCUCCAGCGCGCAUGUGCACAAAGCGGAAGACAGCGAGCUCGCAGCUGGUGGUUCCGCAUGGGAUCUGGAAUUGGAUGAUGAUUUCUUGGAGGAGACAGAAGAUGCAGGGCCCGUAUUCGAACUGGACGACGAUGAAGGUUUUCUGGACGACGAACCCACCGAGACAACGGAACAGCCUGCACAACCCCUCUCUGCUCCCGCUGCAACUCGAUAUGCACCUGCGGCCGCACAAGCACCGCAGCCAACUGCAAACACUUACGGGGCACCCACUCCGCAGCUCACAAACCUAGCGCAACCUGGUCUAACGGCAGGUAUUCCUACCCCAACGGCUCUUUACGGCGCCUAUGGUCAGCCUGCACCAAUUCAGCAAACGGCAUCUAGACCCGGAAUGCCUGGUUCUGCGGAGAGCUUCGCCGCGAAAGCGCGAGAAGGCUACCAUUCGCCGUAUGACCUCCCAGAGGACAUUGUCACCACGCGACGACGACCUGCGCCACGCACAGCUUCAAUCCCCUCGGCACCCCCUUCGGCACCCCCACGAUCCAGCAGUAUGUCGAAUACUGGCGCGCCUCAGCCCCUACCGCCUUCGAACUUGUCAGCCUCUAGCUUCUCUCCUCCCUCAUCCGGACACUCGUAUCAGCCUCAGAUGACGGGCUUACCACCAAACGUACCACCAAAGCCUGCAGCUCCGGCGAAAUCACCAUCAAGUGACUUCUUUGCUGAGCUUCCAAUUACCUCGAAGCCGAAACCCUCUGGAAGAUACACUCCACAGCCUGCCGCACCGCAACAACCCCCUGCCCCUGGGUUUCCUCCCAAAGAGCGCACGGCAUCGUGGUCCUCUUUGAGGAAUGAGUUCAAACCAGAUGCCGACAAUUACAUAUCCCAACUGCAGCAGCCAGACCGUUUGCCAGUCUUCCCAGAGCAGCCCACGGCGCCUGUGCGGGCCAACAGUCUGCCUGUACCACAGCCUGCUCCAGCACCUCCCUCGAACAGAUAUUCGCCAGCACCAUCGCAAGCACCUUCGGCGCCCCCGGCCAACGCAAGAUAUUCUCCCGCUCCCCCAUCUGCUCCAGCUGCAAACGCGAGGUACUCGCCUGCUCCACCACCACAAGGGUCGGUUACCCAGGCCCUGAAUCAACACACUACCCCUCCACUAGGAGGACCUCCUCGACCGCCAUCCCAAAACUAUCUGCCUCGUACAUCUAGCCCGCUCGCUUACCACACCUCGCGACAGCAACAAGAAUCAGCGGUAAAUGCACAGCAACACACACCAGAUGUGUCUCGGAGUUCCUUGGAAGGCGUGACAGAAGAACCACAACAGCAAGCUGGCCCUCCUCUAUCUGCGAGAACGGCCACACCACCGAUACGAAGCACGCCCUCGUCUGUUGUGAGUUCGCCGAGAAAGAAGGGCAACUACACUCCUCAGUAUCAGCCAAUGGACGCAUCCACGGCCCCAGCACCUUCGCAAACAGAGUUGCCGCCUGUGCGAAGCUUCUCGAACAUGGAACCAUCAGCUGCUGCUUUUGGUGGACCGCUUCAACCGACAUAUGCCGCACCUGGCUCACAGGAUGUGAACACCAUACCUCCGCGUCGCCAGCCUGCGCUCCAAUACGAUUGCAUCGCACCUACAGAUGAACGUGCAGCUGACCCGCUGGAGCGAUGGAGAGGCUACCCAAUCUUCAAGUGGGGCUUGGGUGGAAUGGCAGUGACAACAUUCCCAAAGCAGGUACCUCGCUAUGGGGGUGGCGCAUCAGCACCGAUGGUGAAAUGCAGCCCCGGUGAAAUUCGGACUCAAAGCGUCAAAGAAGUUCUCCCAUUGUCGGAAGAUAUCACAAAGUUCCCGGGCCCGCUAAAGGCAAAAAGCAAGAAGAAGGACGUGUCGGCAUGGCUCGCUCAACGGAUAGGAGCGCUUGAAGCGCAUCAACAAAGUCCAGGACUGGAUUUGUCACAUAGCGCGGAUGAGCUGAAGCGACUCGAAGAAAAGAUCCUGCUUUGGAAAGUCUUGCAGGUCUUUAUUGACAAUGACGGUGUACUGGAUGGUAACACGGUAGCCGACGCGGCUGUGAGGAAGAUAUUUGCAGCCGACGCGGACGCUUCUGCUGAUGGCGAGGGAUCGUUCACCACGGCGGCUGAACUAGUGGGCAGACCGAGGUCAAACACUACCGGCGUGCAGGCUGAUCCUGUGGAUCCCAAAGCUGUUGAGGAAUUGAGGACACUCCUCACGAAAGGCGACCGUGAAAAGGCUGUCUGGCAUGCGGUGGACCAGCGACUAUGGGCACACGCCAUGCUUCUGUCUUCGACACUAAACAAAGACAUCUGGAAGCAAGUCGUGCAAGAAUUUGUACAGAAAGAGGUUAAGAAGUUGGGCCGAAACAACCAAGCUCUUGCUGUGCUCUACGAAAUAUUCGCCGGAAAUCACGACGAUUGCAUUGACGAACUAGUCCCUGCUUCUGCCCGAGCUGGCUUCCAGAUGAUGAGUACGGAUGGUGCUGGUACCGCCGAGAAUGCUCUCCAAGGUCUCGACAGAUGGCGCGAGACUCUCACACUCGUCUUGAACAACCGAAGUGAAGGUGACCCAGCGGCUUUAGUCUCCCUUGGAAAACUGCUUGCAGGCUAUGGUCGUGUUGAAGCAGCGCACAUCUGCUUCAUCUUUGCGCGGAGCAGAGCUCACAUCAACGGCGUGGAUGAUCCCGAGGCUAACAUUGUGCUUAUUGGUGCUGAUCACAAGAAGAAUCCCUUGGACCUGGGCAUCGACUUGGACCCGGUGUUGCUGACCGAAGUGUAUGAGUUUGGCUUGUCCUUGUCUGCCCCAGGAGGCUCUUUCAUAAUCCCACACCUGCAAAACUACAAGCUUGCUCACGCAUAUCAACUAGCAGAGUACGGCCACCGGACCGAUGCUCAGGCCUACUGCGACGCCAUUACAGCAUCCAUGAAAGCCACUACAAAAAUCUCGCCUUACUUCAAUGGUAGCUUCGUGGCAAUGCUCGAUGAUCUCAGUAAGCGCCUAUCGCAUUCUCCUAAGGAUGGCUCAACCUGGCGCACAAUAACAAACACGGACAAGCUAACAAGCUCGCUGUUCUCGAAGUUCACGAAUUUCGUUGCGGGCGAUGACGAGGAUGCCGCUUCCAAUGCCUCAGCUGGAGAAGCCGGUCCUUUUGGGAAGAUUGCUGGUGGCACACCAACCUUAAGCCCGACUCAGUCCAGCGCGGACCUUUACGGAGCGUAUUCCGGCUUUGGAAUUGCUCCCACUGCGCCAUCUGCCCCAGGAAACUCUAGGUAUGCACCCUCGAAUGCCCACGCGCCCAGGACAUCGAUGGAGUCCACCCGAUCCAAGUACGAGCCCCAGGGUCGUCCCUCGUUAGAGUCCAACGACAGCAGCGUAGGAAUGCGCGCAGUCUCCGACUCUUACAUUCCGUCGCCCCAGAUUCCCAACUCCUUUGCCUCACCGCAACAAGCCCAGCUUAGCCCCCAUGUACCAUCCCUCUCCAAAGCGCAUUCCUACUCCCCUCUCCGAACAGAGUACAACGCUUCCGAGCCGUCUUAUGGCAGCCCUUACCAACCCACGCCUGCGGCGGCCGCAGCAGAACCUACUCCAUCGUAUGGAGGUUUCCAGCCGCUUCAAGCCAGCUUCGAUGACUCGCCCACUCUAUCGAGCGGCUUCCAACCUCCAAGCAGCUCUUUCGAGUCGUCGUAUCAACCUUACCAGCCAUCCGAAGAAGACUCUGCGGAGCAAUCACUCAGGCCCAAGAAGUCUUUCAUGGAUGAUGACGAUGACGAUGACCUCGCUACCCGUGCUGCAGCUCUCAAAAUCUCAGGUUCAUCCAAUUCCAAGUCAGAGAACGACCGCCUCGCAGAUGAAGCGUUCCGCAAAGCCGCGGAAGAAGACGCAAAGCGCGACAAGGAGGCCGCUGCGCAGAAGAAGUCCGGCAGCUGGCUUGGCGGCUGGUUCGGCGGCGGUGCCAAGAAGGACAAUGCUAUGCCGACGAAUAAGCCCAUCAAAGCGAAGCUUGGAGAGGAGAACAGCUUCAAAUACGACCCUGAGCUCAAGAAGUGGGUCAACACCAAGGGUGGCGCGGCGGAAGCUGCCAAACCCAUGGCGACUCCACCUCCACCACGCAGCGGUCCGCCCAGCAGGGCUGUCUCAACGCAAAGCGCCAUGGGGCCUCCCAACUCUCUACCCAAUGCGAAUGGCCUGCCCCUUCCGCCGACGUCGAAUCCCGGGCUCGGGCAGAGGAGUUCCUCCAUGCCGCCGCCUAUGGGUCUUCCCGGCUCAAGGGCGAGCACACCCGGCUUACCAUCCGACAACGAGGGUCCGAGACCGCCAGCAUUGACGCGACCCAGUAUGCCAACUGGUCCGCCAAGUAGGCCGGGCACAGGCAUGAGCACGGCGAGCAGCAUCGACGAUCUGCUGGGUGCGCCGCAGGCGAGGAAGGGUGCAGCGAAGGGGAAGAAGAAGGGCGGGCGGUAUGUCGAUGUCAUGGCGAAGCCGUGAUCUGUUAUUGUAUGGGAUUCAAAGGCGUUAUCACGAGAUACGGUGUUGUUAGAUAUGGCUUUUGAAUGAAGGAAAGAGUAGACGC
Paraphaeosphaeria sporulosa is the source of this 5929-nucleotide messenger RNA. RefSeq lists its product as uncharacterized. Gene Ontology annotation, biological process: Golgi organization; COPII vesicle coat assembly; autophagy. Bases 406 to 5844 code for a protein of 1812 amino acids. The transcript has a single exon. NCBI's taxonomy places the organism in Eukaryota, Fungi, Ascomycota, Dothideomycetes, Pleosporales, Didymosphaeriaceae. Gene Ontology annotation, cellular component: endoplasmic reticulum exit site; ER to Golgi transport vesicle membrane. The record is from RefSeq and is a predicted model, not a curated record.